GUCAGUUUCAAUAGUAGUGUCAAAGUUCACUAUAUACAGACAUUCGCGCAGAUCCCCCUUUCGGAAAAAUUGCUCCGCUAGUCUUCCCGUUUAAACGCAUUCAUUUUGUCUCCCCCUUGCAUAUUCUAUUAGUUGUUUUUUCUUUCCUCUCUUUCUUUCUCCACUCCGCAUGAGAGGUGAAAAUAGGGCGCUUUAACGUCGACCGUCCUUUUUUUUGUCCUGGUGAGUUUUUUUUCCCUGACAAUUCCGAUCUUCUAUUUUCUGUUCCUCUCCGGAGAAGAAGGGAUUUAACACUCGCCAUACUUUUACUUCGGAUCGCAUGGUUAUUUUUCUGUGUGUCUGUGUGUGUGUUCCUUCGAAUUGAGAUCGUCUCUUUUUUUUCCCCCCAACUCUCCAUAAUCUUUAACCCCUCGUUCCCUCCUAUAUUGGUCUCCUGAAUGGCUGACUGUGUGUUGCCCUGGAUCUGGCCUCCCGACACUUGCGUACCCUGAUCGGGAUCUUCUUUAUUCUUUUUUUUUUGGCCCCCAUUUGUUUCGGUUACUGUUGAUCAACACUCACUCAUUCAUUCACUGCUCCUUAUGUGUGUCUGCCUGUCUGCGUUGCUUUGAUCGCAGUUUUAUUCCUUUCUCUCUCCUUUUUUUUUUCCAUUUUCUGUUACCACCAUCCAACUCUGUUCCCUACCAACAGGACAAAAAAAAAAAUCCGUGCGAUCAACUUGUUUUCCCGCACUUUUUGGGCCCGAGAUAUGGCAAUGGUAGUUAGCAGUUGGCGAGAUCCUCAGGACGACGUGGCCGGAGCUCAGGGCGGUCAGUCUGCACAAACGCAGCCGGGCCAGCAGCAGCCACAGCAGCAGCAGGCGGCGUCGGCUGCUCCCCAUACCCCGCAGACCCCGGGCCAGCCCGGGCCGCCCUCCACUCCGCUCGGAGGCAGCAGUCAGAGCGUCCAGCCUGGCGGCGAGAAGCAGCAGCCCUGCCAGCAGCAACAGCAGCACAUCGAGUGUGUGGUGUGUGGGGAUAAAUCCAGCGGCAAGCACUACGGCCAGUUCACUUGCGAGGGCUGCAAAAGUUUCUUCAAGAGAAGUGUUCGGAGAAACUUAACGUACACAUGUCGUGCCAACCGGAAUUGUCCUAUAGACCAGCACCACCGCAAUCAAUGUCAGUACUGCCGCCUGAAAAAAUGCCUCAAAGUUGGGAUGAGGCGGGAAGCGGUUCAGCGAGGAAGAAUGCCUCCAACUCAACCAAACCCAGGCCAGUAUGCGUUGACGAAUGGGGACCCUUUGAACGGCCAUUGCUAUCUGUCUGGAUACAUCUCGUUACUACUGCGGGCCGAGCCUUACCCAACCUCUCGGUAUGGGAGUCAAUGUAUGCAACCCAACAACAUCAUGGGCAUCGAGAACAUUUGUGAACUGGCUGCACGAUUGCUAUUCAGCGCCGUGGAAUGGGCCAGGAAUAUCCCUUUUUUCCCAGAUCUGCAGAUCACAGAUCAGGUGGCUCUGCUCAGGCUGACUUGGAGUGAGUUGUUUGUUCUGAACGCUGCCCAGUGCUCGAUGCCGUUGCAUGUGGCUCCUCUGCUGGCCGCUGCCGGGCUCCAUGCCUCGCCAAUGUCUGCAGAUAGGGUGGUUGCUUUCAUGGAUCACAUAAGGAUCUUCCAGGAGCAAGUCGAAAAACUGAAAGCCCUCCACGUCGACUCGGCAGAGUACAGCUGUCUCAAAGCUAUUGUGCUAUUCACAUCAGACGCCUGUGGCCUGUCGGAUGCUGCCCACAUAGAAAGCCUGCAGGAGAAAUCUCAGUGUGCUCUGGAGGAAUAUGUGAGGAGCCAGUACCCGAACCAGCCGAGUCGCUUUGGCAAGCUCUUACUGCGAUUGCCUUCUCUUCGCACCGUCUCCUCUUCGGUCAUCGAACAGCUCUUCUUCGUCCGCUUGGUAGGUAAAACCCCCAUUGAAACCCUCAUCAGAGAUAUGUUACUGUCGGGGAGCAGCUUCAACUGGCCUUAUAUGUCCAUUCAAUGAUGAGAGAAGGAUACCCCUCCCCACACAAAACAAAACAAAACCACAAGCAUUUUAGGAGAGCCUCCCUCUCCAUUCAAGAACUUGCAAGUUCCUAUAGGAUGAUAUCUGUGAAAAUAAAAGGACCUUCCAAGAGGCCAAACUGUUGACUGUGGGAUUUAUUCUGUGAAAAGGAACUGAACUGCAUCAUAUGUAGAACAACACUUACCACAAGCAUCGCUUAUCAUUUUGUAAAAUAUUAGUCUUUAUUUUCUUUUUUUUGUAAAAUUUAAAAACAUCGUAUGCGCAUUUAAAAAAAAAACAGAAAUUAGGGGGAAAAUAACAUUUUCCAAAUAAUUAUAAAAAUGUCCUGUGUCUAUGUAUCUAUAUCUGUUUUGUAUUUUUUUCUGGUUCCAAACCAGGUUUCCUGUGAUUCUAUACUAAUAAUUUUUGAUAUAACCUUUUGCUUCUUAUAAUGAGUGCGAUUUAUGUCGUCAAAACUAUGUUCUCCAAGAAUUAAAAUUGAAAUCAGAAUUAAACAAUUAAAUAAAAAGAAUUUAGCACAACAUUUUAAAAGGAAAGAAACCUUUAGUCGCUUUAAGCGCAUCCACUAGCCUGCAGUAUUGGCGAAAAUGAUGUUUUUUUUUAAAAAGUGAUCAAAUUGUAAAAGAGCACUGCUAAAGGAUAAUAGACAAAACGUGUUUUUAGAGCCAUCACACAGUGGUUCCUUCUAAAGAACACUUGUAUUCUGUGUCAGUUCCCAUUGCCUUUGUAGGAAUAAGAGUUUUGGUUUGAGUGUCUAAGGCACUUCUUUCUUUGAUUUUUUUUUCAGAAAAAAGUUUCAGAGAACUUCGAAUUAGGUUGAUUGAAGUUCUUGAUUUGCAUCCAGGACUGAUUUUGAUUAAAGUUUUGUUUUGUUACGAUAACGAGUUGCCCCUCCUGCCCCACAACCACCACCCACAUCUUCGCCCCCACCCCUUUCUCCCAAACUUCAACUUAUCUCUUACUUCCCACGUGGAAGCAAAUUUAUUUUAUAUUAUGUUUGUUCCCCCCAACCUUCCAAACACCUCUCUCAAAUUUUUAAUCACGCAACUAAACUUUCCUAUCACUACUGCCAAGCCGUUUACCUGUAGACUUUAAAAAAACACGUCUAGAGAAAAAAAGUACAAGCAUUGUACCCUUGCAGACGCGUUGUCCUGUGGGUUUGUUCUGUGGGUAUGAUGGAAUAUUCUUGUAAAAAAACGUUGUUACGCUGAAACAGUUACAAAAGUGAUAUAAAAGAGAUCUAUCGCA
Messenger RNA from Chiloscyllium plagiosum (whitespotted bambooshark), 3277 nucleotides. RefSeq names its product nuclear receptor subfamily 2, group F, member 1a (gene nr2f1a). NCBI's taxonomy places the organism in Eukaryota, Metazoa, Chordata, Chondrichthyes, Orectolobiformes, Hemiscylliidae. Gene Ontology annotation, biological process: regulation of DNA-templated transcription. Gene Ontology annotation, molecular function: zinc ion binding; DNA-binding transcription factor activity; sequence-specific DNA binding. The record is from RefSeq and is a predicted model, not a curated record.